Messenger RNA from Ctenopharyngodon idella (grass carp), 1389 nucleotides. RefSeq names its product growth associated protein 43 (gene gap43). Gene Ontology annotation, molecular function: protein binding. NCBI's taxonomy places the organism in Eukaryota, Metazoa, Chordata, Actinopteri, Cypriniformes, Xenocyprididae. Gene Ontology annotation, biological process: regulation of growth. Bases 263 to 889 code for a protein of 208 amino acids. The transcript has 4 exons. The record is from RefSeq and is a predicted model, not a curated record.
AUUACUCUCAUUGUUGGCAGUGGCAGCGCAGACAGACAGACAGUGUGACUGGGGCUCAACUGUGAUGAGUUUAAGCAUCAGAAUCAUCAGCUGUUGAUACAGCCGGUGUGUGAGAACGAGAGAGAGAGAGAGAACGAGAGAGAGGAGAAGAGAAAAGGAAGAGUCAGAGCGAGACGCUGAAAGGAUACGACUAUGCUGUGCUGUAUCAGAAGAACUAAGCCGACACAUUUGAAUAUUAAAUUAAAAGACCCUUGGUGGACAAAUGCCCCCCUGGACCCUGAUGGACAAGGUUGAGAAGAACGAAGAGGCCGAUCAGGAGAUCAAGCAGGAUGGAACCAAACCGGAGGAAAAUGCCCACAAGGCCGCCACCAAAAUCCAGGCCAGCUUCCGCGGACACAUCACCCGGAAAAAAAUGAAAGACGGAGAGAAAGAAGAGGACAACGACGCCGCUCCGGACGAGUCCGCCGAGACCACGGAGGAGAAGGAGGAGCGAGUCUCUCCAUCUGAGGAGAAACCGGCCGAGGUUUCCACAGAAACAGCAGAGGAGAGCAAAGAAGCCGAGCAGCCCAACUCGCCCGCUGCAGCUGAAGCCCCGCCCACCUCAGCAGCUGACCCCGCCCCCUCAGACACACCCACUAAAGAGGAAGUGCAGGAGCAGCUGCAGGAAGCGGAGAAGCCUAAAGAGGCCGAAAGCACGGCGACCGCAGACGAUGCAAACGCACAGAAGGAGGACGAGAAGCAGGAGGAAGCCAAACAAGCCGAUGUGCCUGCCGCCGCCGCCGCCGCCGAGGACCAGGAAACAGACCAAAUAGACAAAAAAGAGGCCCUCGAAGACUCUAAACCAGCAGAGGAGGCCGUUUCAGACGCCGGCAAAGAGGAGAACGUUUAACGGACGACCAGUGAAAUGUAAAAUCAUUAAUGAUUGACAGACUGCUCUUUACCCUGAUGAUGAAGACAGUCUGCUUUUAUGUUUGUCCUCUCUUUUCUGGUGUGGCAAUGAUUUUCUGACAUUUGGAGGGAGUUUUCCGAAGCAGCCGCUGAUGUCAGCGAAGGACACAAACCUUGAGCUCUUCUCCUCCAGUGAUCCAGCGCUGCUCUGCUGUCCAUCCGUCUGCCGUUUCGGGCUCAUCGCAUGAGAAUCCUUCCUCCAGAGACCAGAACCUUCUCACACGCACCCAACUAAUACAUGUGGCUUCUUUUAAUGUCCGUGGUGUUGUUAUGACAGUUUAAUUGGAGAUAUUGCUGCACUAAUGUUAAAAAUUGAGAAAAUCUUACAAAAAGAAAAAGCGCCAGCCUUUCUGUUCAAGUGAGUUUGAAUCUAAGGAGUAAAAUCGUGGAAAAUGGUUUCAUGUCUGUUUUCAAAAUAAAGAAAUGUGCCAAUUACGUUGA